AUGUGCCACCUCCGGGGGCCAGCAGACUGGCAAGGCGAACUGAAAGCAUCGAACGUCUUUUGGAAAGAUGCUGCUGACAUGCUAGAGCCACGUAGGGAACACACAGCGGUUGCAUUCAGGGACAGUAUCUUCAUUGCUGGAGGCCGCAAUUUGCAGGGUUACUUGAACACGAUCGAUGUCUUCACCCCGCCCGACAACCAGCGACCGUUGGGACAGUGGACGCGCCUGGCUACCUGGAGCACGGGAAGGCCAACUGCUGCUCUCGUCGUUUGUCAGGACAGACUGUUUUCUUUCAAGCACAAUAGAGAAGCAUCCUACACUCUGAUGAAGUUCGAGCCCCCAGCAGAUCCGUCUUCUUCAUCGCAGGGGAAGUUUGAUCAAUGGGAAUGGGUGCAGUGCGGAUGGGUGUUGGGCUUUAAGGAGAUCCAACGAGGUUUCUCUCUGUCCUAA
Messenger RNA from Dibothriocephalus latus, 450 nucleotides. The record is from the annotation of a GenBank genome assembly. Lineage: Eukaryota; Metazoa; Platyhelminthes; Cestoda; Diphyllobothriidea; Diphyllobothriidae.